GAAAGCCUCCUCAGUACCCUCCCUAGAGAGAGAAAGAGAGAGAGAGAGAGAGAGAGAGAGGAGAGAGAGAGAGAGAGAGAGAGAGAGAGAGAGAGAGAGAGAGAGAGAGAGAGAGAGAGAGAGAGAGAGAGAGAGAGAGGAUCGACAAGGUUAUCCCAGUGCCACGACAGCAAUGCCUGGCAAGAGGCACACAGCUCAGGGUGGCACUACUAGUCCAACCUCUGAGGCAGGGGUCCG
Closterium sp. NIES-67 is the source of this 237-nucleotide messenger RNA. Lineage: Eukaryota; Viridiplantae; Streptophyta; Zygnematophyceae; Desmidiales; Closteriaceae. The record is from the annotation of a GenBank genome assembly.